AUGAUUGAAGAAAUUACGAGCGCCGUGAACUUUAUUUCGAAUUUGCUUCGCACUCGCGAAGUACCAGCAGAUAUUUUAGAGGAUUUUUGUACGGAACUCGAUUCCAGACUAAACGAACGAUACGAGAAACACUGGUUUCCAGAACAUCCGUGUAGAGGCAAUGGUUUUAGGUGUAUGCGAAUCAACAUUCUGAAUAUGGACCCAAUAAUCCUACAAUCGGCAAUCGCCGCUGGCAUCCCACGGAAUCGCCUCCAGAAACUUCUUCCUAGUGAGUUAACUAUAUGGGUAGACCCUUUCGAAGUGUCUUAUCGUAUUGGUGAAGACGGUUCCAUUUGUACAUUGUUCGAUAGUGAGAGUUCAUCCAGAUCAUCGUCAACUUGCAGUAGUCCUACGUCGGAUAUCGAUAACCAUUACAUUAUUCAGGACUGCAAGACGCAAAUGCGUUCGAGGAAGCGGGUCGACUACAAUUUCAACGGCCCCAUUGAGGUGAAGUAG
Molecule: messenger RNA, 495 nt
Organism: Anneissia japonica
Lineage: Eukaryota; Metazoa; Echinodermata; Crinoidea; Comatulida; Comatulidae
Product: protein BTG2-like
Exons: 1
Coding region: 1-495 (164 amino acids)
Biological process (GO): negative regulation of mitotic cell cycle; negative regulation of cell population proliferation
Cellular component (GO): nucleus; cytoplasm
Source: RefSeq, a predicted model, not a curated record